Molecule: messenger RNA, 2614 nt
Organism: Misgurnus anguillicaudatus (oriental weatherfish)
Lineage: Eukaryota; Metazoa; Chordata; Actinopteri; Cypriniformes; Cobitidae
Product: growth arrest-specific protein 1
Biological process (GO): regulation of cell cycle
Source: RefSeq, a predicted model, not a curated record
GGAUAGGGAAUGCACCGGCUUCGUGUGGACAUAGCCUUAAUUGCCUGUCAGUAUUGUUUUGUGAGCUAAUCUUCAAAACAUGGUAAGGAGCGUCACAUUUCCGGCUGACGUCAGAAGUAUUCACGCCAAUCACAAUGUACAGAUUAGCUGGCCAAUCAAAGGACACUGUGCUUUUCAGAUCGAUGAGUUUUGUACAAAAUCAAGGCAGGGCAUAGAGGAGGAACAAUAAUGUACGGUAUGCGGAAAAUAAUGUGUUUUUUUACAAUUAACCACGCAAACACAUUGUACUACAGCAUUAGACAAAAUAACGUUUUUAGCAAUGUAAUAGGUGCUCUUUAAGGUGGAAAUAGACUCUUGAGCUGAGUGAGGUUUAAAUCAUGACUUAUGCAUUAUCUAAAUGAUAUUAUCUUCAAAUCAUCAGUUUUUCUUGUGUGUCAGCUUUGUUCUGUAACAGACUCGAAGAAUGCUUGAAGCGCUUUCCAUGUGAAUAGCAGAGAAUCACGGAUCUCAAGUGUCCUCUGAAAGCACACAGCACUAAAAUAUAUUGUUGUGGAAAGUCUCUCUAUUGAUGGUCCUCUGGGCUACUGCACGGCCAGUCGGACACAAAGAGGGUGAAACGGUCCAGAAAACACUUUUGUGGGCCUUUUCUUCCCCAGCAGGGUGAUUAAAACACCCCAGCAGAGCCCGAGAGGGGCGGAGCUGAAAGCCACCGGGUGUGCGUCCGUUUAUCCAGGGGCUUGUGCUAAAGAGAAACAGAUUUGUUUUUCUCUGCUGUAAAUUGAAGAAGUGGUUUGCAGAUGUUGAGCUUCGUGCAAUCUCUCUCUCUCUCUCUCUCUCUCUCUGUUUGGUUUUGUUCUCUAAUGCAGUGAAAGAGACCACACAGCUCGCCGGCUUCAUGAAAUUUAUAAACAUUUUAUUUAUUCUGUACAGGAGGUGAGCUUUGCCAAAAACUGCGUUACUAUGGAAAGGAAUCCGGUGCAAGGUCCCGUUUACAACCAAUAGAACAACAGAAUCCAUAAUGAAGAGAGGAGAAGCAGAGGGGAGCUGAGGGAGUUUUGGAGGAGGGGUCUCUGUGCGUAAAACACCAGAGGGACAAAGGCACGCAACAGAUACGGGACAUCAACGUGAAGAUUUCAAACCAAAGGUGAGAAGUUAAAUGAAUGCGCACUCGCAGAGGAAUCUGAUGUCUUGGUUCAGAUCUUAUGGAGACCUGUUGAGCUUUAUUUCUGAUUUCAUUUUGGCUGAACUUUAAAAAAAAAACACACACACAGCGAUGUUACUUAUUUCGGUAUCAGUUCGCUUUUUGGCGCGCAUCAAAGGACUGAACUUAUGGACGCGCAGUUAAUGUGAGAAUGAUGGAGAUGGAGAGCUGCUGCCUUCGCGUCGCGUUUCUCCUCGCGUCUUUAUUGAUGCUCGAUGCGCAGAUGCUCUGUUGGCAGGCGAUUCUCACGUGCCACAGAGAGCGAGACUGCGAGCUCGCGUAUGAUCAAUACCUCACCGCGUGUGACGCGAACAUCCGCGGUGCCCGGGGUCACUGUCCGAGCCACUGCAUCAGCGCGCUCAUCCGACUCAACCAGACCACCGACGGGCCGAACUUGGAGAACUGCGACUGCGGGAAAGACGCAGAGUGCCUGCGCACCAAACGCGCUAUCGAACCGUGUCUGCCGCGAACGCAUCCCGGUGGCGCGCACGGGAUCGGCUGCACAGAAGCGCGGCAGCGUUGCGAGGACGAGCCCGGCUGUCAGUCGUCUCUGACGGCUUAUCUUUCCCGCUGCGGUCAGCUGUUUAACGGGAGAAAAUGUUCAUCCCGGUGUAAAGCGACUAUAGAGGAGCUGCUGGUCAUGCCGAACGGGAUGAUGCUGAACGAAUGCGUGUGUGAUGGACUCGAGCGGCCUUUCUGUGAGGUGGUCAAACAAAACAUGAUGAGACUUUGCUCUAUUGGAGGGUUUUCUGUUGACCAUGAUGUCAUGGAUGAUAUAUACGAGGACGAGGAUUAUGAGAUGAAAGAUGUGACGGACUCGUAUGCGGUGAUGUCCACGUGCAGUGCCAUCGCUGGUUCUCGACAGGUGCUUUUACUUUACGCGGUGUUUGCUCUCAUCUGCAACACUCAAUGAAGUGGAAAGUGUCCUUCUCAAACACACAAGACUGAAGGAUUUUGCUCCCAUUAAGACACAAACUCACUGCAGUCUUUUGAUUUGAUUUCAUCACGACAAGACUCUUUUCUGGUGCUUCAAGUCUUUUUAUUCAGUAAGAUCUUUGACAAACGAUCGUCUGUGUGUUGCCAGCAGUCUUUCAUUGUCCUCACAUCACACUUCAAAUAUUUGCAGUGUGUGUCCGCUUAAAGGAGUUUGUGUUGGGAUCAAGUGCUUCAUUUAAGUGAAGAGGCUCUUCAGAAGCUGUUAAACACUUUCACUUCACUGCUGGUGUCUUGAUUCAAUGAUAGAUGCUCAUUAUAUACCAGUCUGGUCUUGGUCUAUAUAGUCCUGGUCUUAAGUACUGGUUUGAUGCUAACAUGUAUCAACACAAGUUUUGCAUCUUAAACUGGUCAUGAACACUGAAGUUUCUGUCUGUAUCUCAAGCAGUUCAAUAUUAAAGGAAGGUCAUACUUGUUUCA